AUGAAAUUGAUGAUUGCCUCAGGAGUCGAAGCUGACGAUUGCUAUUUCCCACUUGCAUUUGCGUUUACCACAGAAGUAUCCUCAGAUACCUGGCGUUGGUUUCUCAGUGGAAUCAGGGAGAAGGUAACACAAAGGAAAGACAUUUGCCUCAUCUCCAGACCCCACCCUGAUAUACUUGAUGUUAUUAACGAACCAGGAUCUCAGUGGCAAGAACCCUGGGCUUAUCACAUGUUCUGUCUGGAUGAUAUAUGCACCCAAUUUCACUAUGUUUUUCAAGACGACUACCUGAAGAACCUUGUGUAUGAGGCUGGAUCCACAAGUGAGAAGGAAGAAUUUGAUUCCUAUAUGAAUGAGAUCGAAAAGAAGAACUCAGAAGCGCGGAAAUGGUUAGACCAAUUUCCUCAAUAUCAGUGGGCUCAAGCUCAUGACAGUGGUCGGAGAUACAGAGUUAUGACGAUCGAUGCAGAAAAUUUGUUUGCAUUUUGUGAAAGCUUUCAGUCUCUUGGUUUGCCAGUGACAGCUACAGCACUGCUUCUGUUUGAUGAGAUGAGAUUUUUUUUUUACUCGGGUCUUUGUGAUAGCAGUGGUAGGGUCAACCGCGGAGAUAUGUACACCAAACCCGUCAUGGACCAGCUCGAAAAGUUAAUGACAGAUUCCAUCCCUCACGUUGUAAUGCCAUUAGAGAAAGGUCUGUUUCAAGUCACAGAACCAUUACAGGAGGAUGAAUGGAUCGUUCAGCUGAGUGAAUGGUCCUGUACGUGUGGGGAGUUUCAGUUGAAGAAGUUUCCAUGUCUGCACGUUCUAGCAGUCUGCGAGAAGCUGAAAAUCAACCCUUUGCAGUAUGUAGACGACUGUUACUCUCUUGACCGAUUAUACAAAACUUAUGCUGCCACUUUUUCUCCUGUCCCGGAAGUAGCAGCUUGGCCAGAAGCUUCUGGAGUUCCGACACUGUUUCCACCGGUCAUUCUGCCGCCACCUAACGUAUCAGUAAAUGACAAAGCCAAGGUGCCUCCUAGUGAUGAAGAGUUGAGAAAUGCAAUUGUUGAUAUCUUGAAAGUUGUGGACUUGAAAACGACCGCGAUUGCUGACGUCCUCAAGCGACUUGCUGAGAAGUUCGAAAUCGACCUCACCCCAAGAAAGUCAUCUAUAAAGACGAUGAUCCAAAAUGAGCUCAGUUCAUAAGAAGACAAGACCGAGGAUGAGGAGUGGAGUAAGUUAGUAAGUGAUAUGGGAAAUAAUAAGGGAGCAGAGACACGUGGAGGGCUGUGAUUAAAAGAUGAAGUAACGGCCAAGAUGGAAACGAGUGGAUUGCCUGCGUUUAAAAGAAGCUGGAUCAGGAACAUUUUAUCAUAAUCGUGAAAGUUGUUGAAGUUUGUUGUUCUUCU
Molecule: messenger RNA, 1385 nt
Organism: Arabidopsis thaliana (thale cress)
Lineage: Eukaryota; Viridiplantae; Streptophyta; Magnoliopsida; Brassicales; Brassicaceae
Product: DEK carboxy-terminal domain protein
Exons: 4
Coding region: 1-1182 (393 amino acids)
Cellular component (GO): nucleolus; nucleus
Molecular function (GO): zinc ion binding
Source: RefSeq, marked reviewed